UUUUUUUUUUUUACAUUAACAUUUAAAUUUUAACAACAUAUGUACAUGAUUAAUUCACAAAUGCCUUAUGACAGAAUCUUGAUCAAAUUAAAUGCUGAGUUUGCUUGUUUGUAAACGUGCUUGGAUUAAUAAAAGCGAGUGUACAGUGAAUGAUGCAUGCUUUGACCUUGGUGGACGUACGUGUUUCAUCUCGUUCGCAGAUCAAGGUUGACACGGGUGAAAGAAGUGAUUAUGCAAAGAGCAUGCUACGGGUAUUGAUCAGCUGUUGAUCCUAAUUUUAAAGAGCUAAUAUUGCCGUCUGUGCAGGCGCGUCACCUAUGUAUAGAACCAGGGGGACCUGUCCCUUAUUUUGACAACGACUCCAAAGUGUGAUGACCACGCCAAAGUGCGAUGGUCUGCGCAAAACCCGGAUGGGGUGAGACUCCAAAGUACGAUGGUCAACACUCAUGCGCCAUUUGAAGUACGAUGGUGUGACACGCCAAAGUGCGAUGGUUUGCAAAACUGAAUGGACACAAUGCUUUGGUACAAAUAGACUACCGACCGUAUGUUAUUUCACCAAAAUAAGAACUUUGGUUGUCUUAUUAUACACAAACUUUUCAAACGCGAAAUUGUAUAGAAUGUUUUGCAUUAUAGCAUACCCCCCAGGAAUUUAUUACGUGUAACUCACAAGUAAUGAAUGAUCAUGAAAGGCGUGUUUGGACGGAGAGGCGUUGGACCACAGUGAUUGCUUGAAUUACUGUAUAUUACGGUUUUGAGUAAAUUUGUUGUAUAGGUGGAUUCUAAAUUAUGGGUAUAUUUCUAGACAAAAACUGAGGUGGUUUUUUUUUAUGACAUAGCAAAUCAUGGAUAAGAAUCAUAGUGUACUUCAUUGCCAGUAGUUAUCUUUGCUAUUUUAGUGAGAUGAAUAUCAAAUUCUUGCCUUUCAAUCAGAAAUUAGGUUUUAUAUCUUAAACAUGCAUGAAAUUAACUUCGUGUGAUUUCCAAAUAGGUAAAUGUAGCAUGGUUACUACGGUCUUUGAAAGCCUUCUACGCUAGACAGACAUCUACCUCACUAUGUAGAAUAAAAGAUUGUUCUGAAGAGGAAUUUGUGAGAGAACACUAUGUACAGCAAUCGCCCAACACUGUUGCAGGUGUUUGUGAAUUAUGUUAUUCAUUUCAAAAUCACAUUUUCUUGACAGAAUGGCGCCAAGAAAUGCAGCGGAGGAACCCAGCUUGAGGUCGGUGGAUCUUCCAGAGGCUCAUGCUGUUCCAUUAGUAACGAGACCUCCCCAUAAUAUCGUAUGGAGGAAUGUAAUAUUAAUGUCGGCACUACAUCUAGGGGGCCUCUACGCUCUUACGCUGAUUCCAAAGUCACACCCAAUGACUUGGAUCUGGGUGCUAUUCUACUAUGUGUUCUCUGCUUUGGGCAUUACUGCUGGUGCACACCGCCUGUGGGCCCACAAGUCAUACAAAGCUCGGGCACCGCUCCGAGGUCUGUUGGCAUUCAUGAAUGCGGCAGCGCUACAGAACGACAUCUUGGAUUGGUCACGUGACCAUCGAGUUCAUCACAAAUACUCAGAAACAGAUGCUGAUCCACACAACGCCAAGAGGGGGUUCUUCUUUGCGCACGUUGGUUGGCUACUGGUCAGAAAACACCCGGAUGUAAUGGAAAAGGGGAAGGGUCUGGACUUUUCUGAUCUGUAUGCUGAUCAAAUCGUCAUGUUGCAAAGAAGGUUCUACAGACCUCUGUCCCUGAUUAUGUGCUUUGCUGUCCCCUCCGCCGUACCUUGGUGUUUCUGGGGAGAAUCCCUCUGGAAUUCAUAUUUCUUGGCUGCCAUUUUGCGCUACUGUGUCUUGCUGAACGCUACAUGGUCUGUGAAUAGUUUUGCCCAUUUAUGGGGUACAAGACCUUAUGACAAACGAAUCAAUCCCGCCGAGAAUUUGAGUGUGGCCCUCAGUGCAGUGGGCGAGGGGUUCCAUAACUACCACCACACUUUCCCUAGUGACUACGCCACCAGCGAGUAUGGUUGGUACUUAAAUAUAACCACAGUGUUUCUCAACUGUAUGUAUUAUCUAGGACAGGCGUACGACAUGAAGAAGACACCCGCUAGAGUGGUGGACAUGAGGAAACAACGGACGGGGGAUGGAAGUUUCUAGUCAAUAAAUAAAUAGAUCAUCGUC
This is a messenger RNA of Ostrea edulis (European flat oyster), 2160 nucleotides long. RefSeq names its product acyl-CoA desaturase-like. The record is from RefSeq and is a predicted model, not a curated record. The coding region runs from base 1144 to 2136 and encodes 330 amino acids. NCBI's taxonomy places the organism in Eukaryota, Metazoa, Mollusca, Bivalvia, Ostreida, Ostreidae. Gene Ontology annotation, cellular component: endoplasmic reticulum membrane. The transcript has 5 exons. Gene Ontology annotation, molecular function: iron ion binding; stearoyl-CoA 9-desaturase activity. Gene Ontology annotation, biological process: unsaturated fatty acid biosynthetic process.